Vigna angularis (adzuki bean) is the source of this 1238-nucleotide messenger RNA. Its product is annotated as RHOMBOID-like protein 12, mitochondrial. Bases 79 to 1068 code for a protein of 329 amino acids. The transcript has 8 exons. Lineage: Eukaryota; Viridiplantae; Streptophyta; Magnoliopsida; Fabales; Fabaceae. The record is from RefSeq and is a predicted model, not a curated record. Gene Ontology annotation, cellular component: membrane. Gene Ontology annotation, molecular function: serine-type endopeptidase activity.
UUUAACCCCUUUUCCAUUGAAGGUCUGUUACAUUGCAUUGAUCAAUGCAAUGGUUUUGAAGACGUAACACUUUGAAAAAUGCAGAGUUUAGUUCGCAGAGUGGUGGUGGAACAGCACCCCCAUGGUCACGCCAAAUCUCAUAGUAUCUUCCACACCUUCUCCUCUAUUCUCAAACCUUCACAACCCCAUUUGCAUCAACGCAACCACAUUCCCUCUUCCUUCCUCACUCACCAAUCUCUUCACUUUCACUCAUGUCGCUCAUUUUCCUCCAAACUCCGCCCCUUUCUCUCCCGACCUAUGAUCUCGCGUUGCUUCGCCUUCAACUCUCUCCUCGGAGUGCGCGCCAGAAGCCUCUUACUAGAUCACAGGUCAAUUUUUCACUAUUUUCGUCGGCACAACUUCAAUUUCAACUACAAUAGUGAAUUCUCCCGGCGUUCCUGGAGAUCAUGGCUCCGUGGGCUAACAUCUAAUGACGUGGUUUUGGGCUUGAUUAUAGCUAAUGUUGGUAUUUUUUUAUUGUGGAGGAUAGCAGAUGAGAAGUUUAUGAUGAACAAUUUUACCAUCUCUUUGGACAAUAUUAAGAGUGGACGUUUGCACACUCUGAUUACCAAUGCAUUUAGUCACGUAGAUACCUGGCAUAUAGUUUCCAAUAUGGUUGGACUCUACUUCUUUGGAUUGAAUGUUGGAAGAAAUUUUGGACCCGAAUUUCUGCUGAAGCUGUAUCUUUCAGGGGCAGUUGUUGGAGCUGUUUUUUACUUAAUACACCAGGCCUUUAAAGCGCAAACAUCAAAGGACUUGGCAGCUAUGAUUGCGACAAGGGAAUUAGCAUUGGGGGCAAGUGGAGCUGUGAAUGCUAUUAUGCUACUUGACAUAUUUCUCUUUCCAAAAGCAACCCUCUACCUCGACUUCUUUAUACCAGUUCCUGCGAUCUUGCUGGGCAUCUUUUUUAUUGGGAGAGAUAUGCUCAGGAUACUAGAGGGAGACAGUCGAGUAUCAGGAUCUGUUCAUUUGGGGGGUGCUGUGGUUGCAGCCAUAGCUUGGGCAGGUGUUCGGAAAGGAAGAUUCUAAAUCCCUUUUCAAAACUUGCAAAACUGUGUGUAUCUUUCCUUUCAGGUUUACUACUUUUCUUUUCAGGUUUGAAUGAUAUAUUAUUAAUGUUAAACACUUUAGUCUUCUAAACUGAAAAAGAGAAUGUUAUCCCAUUUAUCAUCAUCCAAAGAAACAUGUUUCCUCCUCAA